UUUUAUUUUAUUUCGACUAAAUCAUGAAUAAGACAAGUAAGACUACUGCAAGCAGCUCUAAGAAAACAUCAAUUUCGAGUGGAAAACCGAAAACUCCACGACGAAAGAAGCCCGGCGCUGUUUCAAGACUUCUCACCACAGAACUACCGCUGAAUUUUCUCUUCAUUUACAUUGUGUUGGCUGCAAUGUUUACCACCCUGAUCUUCUGGUCACUUAAUCCGGUUAAAUUCUAGUGAUAUUAUUUCGUAACAGCUCUCCGGUUCAAAAUAAAUAACAAGACUUA
Caenorhabditis elegans is the source of this 283-nucleotide messenger RNA. RefSeq names its product ABC transporter permease (gene ZC404.2). Bases 24 to 233 code for a protein of 69 amino acids. NCBI's taxonomy places the organism in Eukaryota, Metazoa, Nematoda, Chromadorea, Rhabditida, Rhabditidae. The transcript has 3 exons. The record is from RefSeq and is marked reviewed.